This is a messenger RNA of Saprolegnia parasitica CBS 223.65, 1748 nucleotides long. RefSeq lists its product as hypothetical. The record is from RefSeq and is a predicted model, not a curated record. Gene Ontology annotation, molecular function: UDP-glycosyltransferase activity. The coding region runs from base 69 to 1748 and encodes 559 amino acids. Lineage: Eukaryota; Oomycota; Saprolegniomycetes; Saprolegniales; Saprolegniaceae. The transcript has 3 exons.
AAUGGCACUCAUUUCAUCCAAUCAGAAGCGACGGUUUGUGCAAUACCAACGCUUCCGAGACUACAAGCAUGGCGCUGUCGCUGCUUCUGGCGUGCUUAGCCGCGCUGGCCUGCGCGAUGGCCUCGGCGCCGAUCCCGCCGGGCGUCACCUUUGACCUGAACGGCGGCGACCUCGAGCGCAGCCCGGUCUUCUCGCCUCUCGACGACGUCAAGCACAAGCACGUGCUCUUCAUCUCGCUCGCGAUCCGUGGCCACGCGACGCCGCUCUUGCGCGUCGCCGACGAAAUGGUUCGCCGCGGCUACAACGUGAGCUUUGCAACGCACGACUCUGGGAAGGAAUGGGUCCAGCGCACGGGCGCGACCUUCAUUUCCGCGGGCCCGUUCCCGAUUUCGGCCGACGCCUUGCGCGAGAAGCUCCAAGCGAUCACGCGCGAUGCGUCCACGUUCCGGGGCAUCCUCAACAUGUUCAACGACAUUUACGUCCCGACCGCGCAGCCCAUGUACGAUGCGCUGUAUCCGAUCGUCUCGGCGUCGCGCCCGGACCUCGUCGUGCUCGACAUUGCGACCAUUGGCGGCCACGACCUCGUGCACAAGCUGCAGCUACCGUACCUCGUCAACUCGCCGUCGAUUCUCUUCGACAUGGGCGGGACGCCGUCGUACGUGCCCGCGUGGGGCACGGGCUUCUCGAUCCACAUGUCGCUCUGGAACCGGUGCAUGAACCUGCUCUUCCCGCGGCUCCUCUCGGUUGCGCUCACGCCGCCCUUUAUGCAGGUGAAUAAGGCGCGCUGGGAGCUCGACUUGGCGCCGUUCCGGUCGCAGCACGACAUCUUCAAGGGCGCCCGCAUCCUUGUCAACACGGCAUUUGGCCUCGAGUACGCCCGACCGCUCUCGCCACUCAUCGAAAUGGUCGGACCGCUGCUUCCGCUCGAGAGCCUCGACAACGCGGCGUCGACAUUGCCGCCGCUCGUGAGCCAGUGGAUGGCCGCCGACGACGUCAUCUACAUCAGCUUUGGCAGCCUCUCGUACAUUGAUCCGUGGCAAGCCAAUGCGAUCGUGCAAGGCCUCUCCAAGGAUGGCGCGACGUUCAACGUGCUCUGGACGCUGCCGAACGACCAGCGUCACGUGCUGCCAUCGCAUUUGCCACCGUCGUUCCGCAUCAAAGUGCUUGGGUCCGGGUUUCCCCAUCUCAAGGUCCUCGCGCACCCUGCCGUCAAGCUCGUCAUUUCGCACUGCGGCAUGGUCUCGGCGCAAGAAGCGCUCGUGUUUGGGAAGCCCGUGCUCUGCCUUCCGUUCGUGGUGGACCAGCCCGACGUGGCGGCCCGGGUCGUCGACGCGGGGGCGGGCUUGGUCCUCGACAAGUCGCAUUUCACGCCCGAUGAAGUCCAUCACAAGGCGCGCGAGCUCAUCCAGAACGCCUCGUACGCGGCCGCGGCCGUCCGCGUUGGCGCGGCGCUCAAGGAGGCCGGUGGCAUCAACCGGGUGCUCACGAUCGUCGAGUCGACAUUGCAGUUUGGCCACGCCCACUUGACGACCGUCGACUUGCUCCUGCCGUGGCACAAGGUCGUCAUGCUCGACGUCUGGGCUGUCUACGCUGCCAUCGCUUGUCUCGGGCUCGUCGGUGUUCGCGUGCUCUGCCUCUUGUGCUACCGGUUUCUCCGCAGCCUCGUCAUCGUCGCCGGAGGCGCGCCACCGCUCGAGCCAUCGUCGAAAGCCCCUUCGACGGCCACCGAGACACCGCCGCCGUCGUAG